AUGUCUUCCUCUAUUGGUAUUGAUUUAGGUACAACUUACUCAUGUGUUGGUGUCUGGCAAAAUGAUCGUGUUGAAAUCAUUGCUAAUGAUCAAGGUAACAGAACCACCCCAUCAUACGUUGCUUUCAACGAAACUGAACGUUUAAUUGGUGAUGCUGCUAAGAAUCAAGUUGCCAUGAAUCCAACCAACACCAUCUUUGAUGCCAAACGUUUAAUUGGUCGUAAAUUCUCUGAUCCAGUUAUCCAAUCCGAUAUGAAACAUUGGCCAUUCAAAGUUAUCGCCAAAGAAGGUGACAAACCACAUCUCCAAGUUGAAUUCAAAGGUGAAGUUAAAACUUUCUCACCAGAAGAAGUCUCUUCAAUGGUUCUCUUAAAGAUGAAAGAAACCGCUGAAGCUUACCUCGGUAAAACCAUCAACAACGCCGUUAUCACCGUUCCAGCUUAUUUCAACGAUAGCCAACGUCAAGCCACCAAAGAUGCAGGUGCCAUCGCUAAAUUAAACGUCCAACGUAUUAUCAAUGAACCAACUGCCGCCGCUAUUGCCUAUGGUCUCGAAAAGAAAUCACAAGGUGAACGUAACAUCUUAAUUUUCGAUUUAGGUGGUGGUACAUUCGAUGUUUCUCUCCUCACCAUUGAAGAUGGUGUCUUUGAAGUCAAAGCUACCGCUGGUGAUACCCAUUUAGGUGGUGAAGAUUUUGAUAACCGUCUCGUCAACCACUUUGUCGAUGAAUUCAAACGUAAACACAAGAAAGACUUAAUGACCAACCAACGUGCCCUCCGUCGUUUAAGAACUGCUUGUGAACGUGCCAAGAGAACUUUAUCUUCAUCUGCUCAAGCUUCAAUUGAAAUUGAUUCCCUCUUUGAAGGUAUUGAUUUCUACACCUCAAUCACCAGAGCUCGUUUCGAAGAAUUAUGCGCUGAUCUCUUCCGUGGUUGUUUAGACCCAGUCGACAAAGUCUUAAAAGACUCCAAAUUAGACAAGAAGACCAUUCACGAAAUCGUCUUAGUCGGUGGUUCAACUCGUAUUCCAAAGGUUCAACAAUUAUUACAAGAUCAUUUCAACGGUAAAGAACUCAACAAAUCCAUCAAUCCAGAUGAAGCCGUUGCCUAUGGUGCUGCCGUCCAAGCUGCCAUUCUCUCCAACGAAGGUGGUGCUAAAGUUGCCGAUAUCUUAUUAUUAGAUGUUGCUCCAUUAUCAAUGGGUCUCGAAACCGCCGGUGGUGUCAUGACUACCCUCAUCCCAAGAAAUACUACCAUUCCAUGCAAAAAGAACCAAACUUUCUCCACCUACUCUGAUAACCAAACUGGUGUCUUAGUUCAAGUCUACGAAGGUGAACGUGCUAUGACUCGUGAUAACAACUUAUUAGGUAAAUUCGAAUUAACCAACAUCCCACCAGCUCCACGUGGUGUCCCACAAAUUGAAGUUACUUUCGAUAUCGAUGCCAACGGUAUCUUAAAUGUCUCUGCUGAAGAUAAGAGCACUGGUAACAAACACAAAAUCACCAUCACCAACGAUAAAGGUAGACUCACUGCUGAACAAAUCGAAAAGAUGGUCAAAGAUGCUGAAAUGUUCAAAGCUCAAGAUGAAGCCCAACGUGAAGUUGUUGAAUCAAAGAACAAAUUAGAAAACUACGCUUACACCGUUCGUAGCACCAUUAAAGACGAUAAGAUCGCCGCCAAAUUAUCAAAAGAAGAUCGUAAGACCGUCGAAGAGAAAUCCGAUGAAGCCAUCAACUGGUUACAUGCCAACGACUCUGCCACUAAAGAAGAAUACGAAAAAGCCAUGAAAGAUUUAGAAGCUGUUUGUUCACCAAUCAUCUCUAAAGUUUACGGUCAACAAGGUGGUGAAAACCCAGGUAACUUCUCUGGUGCCAAAACCACUGAAGAAGAUUUAGAUUAA
Messenger RNA from Dictyostelium discoideum AX4, 1899 nucleotides. It is a transcript of the gene hspE-1, whose product is annotated as heat shock protein. The transcript has a single exon. Bases 1 to 1899 code for a protein of 632 amino acids. Gene Ontology annotation, cellular component: centrosome. The record is from RefSeq and is a predicted model, not a curated record. NCBI's taxonomy places the organism in Eukaryota, Evosea, Eumycetozoa, Dictyosteliales, Dictyosteliaceae. Gene Ontology annotation, molecular function: ATP hydrolysis activity; ATP binding.